AUGAUCAGAAGACAGGCUCGUGAGCGUCGGGAGUAUCUUUAUCGGAAAGCUCAGGAACUCCAGGAUUCCCAGCUACAGGAAAAGAGACAGCUAAUCAAGCAAGCUUUGGCACAAGGAAAACCACUCCCAAAAGAUGUGGCGGACGACGAACAGCUCCAGAAAGACUUUCAAUACGAUCAAACCAUACAGGAAACGAUAGAUGACGAAUAUAGUGCCACCAGUGGGCUGGCAGAACCCAAAGUGAUUGUCACGACUUCUAGAGAUCCUAGUACCAGGCUUUCUCAAUUCGCCAAGGAAAUCCGCCUGCUGUUCCCAACUUCGGUAAGGCUUAAUAGAGGUAAUUACAUUAUGCCAAAUCUGGUCGAUGCAUGCAAAAAAUCGGGCACUUCAGACCUGGUGGUACUGCACGAGCAUAGAGGUGUUCCUACGUCGCUCACCAUUUCCCAUUUCCCACAUGGCCCGACAGCUUAUUUCACACUCCACAACGUUGUUCUAAGGCACGACAUUAUGAAUGCAGGUAACCAAAGCGAAGUGAAUCCACAUCUCAUUUUCGACAAUUUCACAACACCUCUAGGGCAAAGAGUUGUCACGGUUUUGAAGCAUAUGUUUCCACCGGGACCAAAGAAGGACUCACCUCGAGUAAUCACUUUCGCAAACCGCGGUGAUUUUAUCAGUGUAAGGCAGCAUGUGUAUGUGAGAACUAGGGAAGGCGUGGAACUAGCAGAAGUAGGACCCAGGUUUGAAAUGCGCUUAUUUGAGUUGAGACUCGGCACUUUGGACAAUAAGGAUGCAGAUGUCGAAUGGCAGCUCAGAAGGUUCGUAAGGACCGCCAGUAGGAAAGACUACUUAUGA
Molecule: messenger RNA, 852 nt
Organism: Lachancea dasiensis
Lineage: Eukaryota; Fungi; Ascomycota; Saccharomycetes; Saccharomycetales; Saccharomycetaceae
Source: the annotation of a GenBank genome assembly